Molecule: messenger RNA, 1378 nt
Organism: Musa acuminata AAA Group (dessert banana)
Lineage: Eukaryota; Viridiplantae; Streptophyta; Magnoliopsida; Zingiberales; Musaceae
Product: protein SULFUR DEFICIENCY-INDUCED 1-like
Exons: 5
Coding region: 185-1204 (339 amino acids)
Molecular function (GO): protein binding
Source: RefSeq, a predicted model, not a curated record
GGCCACGUGGCGUAGUGCACCACCGAGUGGGCACGACAGGAGAUUUCACCGCUCGCGGCGCAGAAUCUGGACGCCUUCCCGUCGAGGUACGUGCCGUCACGCAACACCACCGCCUCCGCCCUCGGCUCCCCUCUACCCUCGGCUCCCUCGUUUCGGCACGCAACACCACCGCCUCCGCCACCGAAUGGAGUCUGAAAGCAGAGGGAAGAGGGGGGAGAUGGAAGGAGGGAAUUGGAAGAGGAGCGGAGGAGGCGAGAAGAAGGAUCUGCUCCAUGUGAUCCACAAGGUCCCGCCCGGCAACAGCCCUUACGUCCGCGCCAAGCAACUUCAGAAUCGUGACAGCUUGCUGCUGUUCAUGUGCACCCAUGGAGGAAGAAUCAGGAGGCCAAGAUCUGGAAGACAGGUCUUCCUGCAAGGUUCUGUCAAAAAGUUGGUGGAGAAGGAUCCGGAAGCUGCAAUUUUAUGGUUCUGGAAGGCGAUAAAUGGCAGGGAUAGGGUGGACAGUGCUCUCAAGGACAUGGCGGUGGUGAUGAAGCAGCAGGAUCGAGCCGAAGAAGCAGUCGAAGCCAUCAGAUCCUUCAGGCACCUCUGCUCCAAGCAAGCGCAGGAAUCCCUCGACAACCUCCUCAUCGAUCUCUACAAGAAAUGUGGGAUGGUAGAGGAGCAGAUCGAGCUGCUGAAGCAGAAGCUCCGCAUGAUACACAUGGGUGAGGCCUUCAACGGGAAGGCGACCAAAACAGCACGUUCUCACGGCAAGAAGUUCCAGAUCUCCAUUAAGCGAGAGACUGCUCGCAUCCUGGGAAAUCUAGGCUGGGCAUACAUGCAGCAGAACAACUACGCCGCCGCCGAGGUGGUCUACCGCAAGGCUCAGAUGAUCGAGCCUGACGCCAACAAGGCCUGCAACCUCGGGCUGUGCCUCAUGAAGCAAGGCAGACUCGACGAGGCUCGGCGAGCGCUCGAGGAUGUCACUCACGGCCGCUUCUCGGCCGCGGGUGACGGGACGAGUUCGAAGAACAAGGCAGAAGAGCUGCUGCGCGAGAUUGAGGUCCGGCCAGCGACAUCGACGUCGGAGGUUGGGCUCGGUAUAGAAGACGAGAUCAUGGAGAGAAUCGAGCUGGUGUUGAACGAGUGGGUGCCUUCGAGGUCAAAGAGGCUGCCCAUUUUUGAGGAGAUCUCCGCCUUCAGAGAUCGGAUAGCUUGCUGAGAAUUGUUGUGCUCUCUCUUCUUUAUUUGGUAUUUAUAAGAAGGCUAGCAAAUUGUAUAAUAAUAUAUAAAUUGAUGUUGGCAGUAACAAUAAAUCGGUUUGAAAUUGGAUAUGGGAAAAAGCAGUGUCAAACUAAAUGUAAAUUGGCAGAUAUAAUUUGUGGAUUUUACCUAA